Molecule: messenger RNA, 2932 nt
Organism: Abrus precatorius (Indian licorice)
Lineage: Eukaryota; Viridiplantae; Streptophyta; Magnoliopsida; Fabales; Fabaceae
Product: GTP-binding protein BRASSINAZOLE INSENSITIVE PALE GREEN 2, chloroplastic
Exons: 4
Coding region: 735-2522 (595 amino acids)
Cellular component (GO): mitochondrion
Molecular function (GO): GTP binding
Source: RefSeq, a predicted model, not a curated record
GGGGAAAAACGAGGGGUUUAUCAAAUUGCGACGCCAAAACCCAUUGCCUAACAGCACCGUAAGAGGGUUCCAUGAGUUGAAGGUUCCUCUCCUCUCUCUGCAUCGGUUCUUGUUAUCCUUUGUGUGAUUUGGUUCAUAAGAGACGUGCCUUUUCCUUUUUUCCAUUUGUGACAGAUACUGUAUCGAAGAUUGGGUUCCCAUCACUGCGUCAAGGAAUGCAAAACGUCGCUGACAUGCAACCUUGGAUGGUAUACUACACACUGUAUAUACACUGAUUACACACAAAAAUUUUCUGUUUUUUCAUUAUGCAACAAGAUUUAAGGGACAGACAGAAAGGUGGUUUACAUGGUGUUCGAUAAAAUUAGUGAGUCAAAAAUUCAUCACUUGGUUUGUCAUAAUUGAGCAUUAAGUGCAGCACAAGUGUAUUCAGGUAAUUAGCUAAAUUAUUACAAAAAAGGAUGAGACAUUUGAACUCCUACGCAAAGUUCAGAGUGACGAGGAAUUGUGACAAUUUGGAUAUUUUUCCUUUCUAAUCAGAAAACCUAUUGAUUGAUUCAUGAAGAGAUUCUAUAUCUAGAACACCUUUCAGCAGCUAAAUUUGCCUCCUAAAAUGUUGUGUUUUGAAUUUCAGUGGAUUUCUUUCUUUGGAUCUUUGUAGUGGAAGAUUGAUAAGUCACCUCUAAUUUUCAGAGUCUUGAACCAUUAUUGAGAUUCAGAUUAAACAACACAUAGAAAUGCUUGGAGCUCGAAAUCUCUCCCCUUCAAAACUUAAGCCACUGUUUUAUUUAUCGCUCCUCUCUGAGUGCAAAAACCAUGCUCAGGCAAAUAUCUGUUCAAUGUUAAUCCCAUGCUCAAAGGCCCAUUUCCAAAGCUUUCCAAAGUUUUUGCCGCAAUCAUCAAUUAGUUUGUUUAGGUCUUUCUCUUCACAACCUGCAGAUUUAGCUACAAACCAAAAUUUACCCCUCUCUCGUGAAGGUAAUUAUGAUGAAAUACCUUCCAAGCCCCUUCAUGUCUGCCCUGGUUGUGGGGUUUAUAUGCAGGAUUCAAACCCAAAACACCCUGGUUAUUUUAUUAAACCCUCUGAGAAGGACCUGAAUUAUAGAUUAUACACCCAUCUUGAACCUGUUGCACAAGAGCCUGAAUUCUCUAAUUCAGUUAAACAGGGAAUUGUUAUUGAACCAGAACAGCUUAAUGGCGAUGCAAACUUGAUCAGGAAACCAGAGAAGCCAGUGGUAUGUGCACGCUGUCAUUCACUGAGGCACUAUGGGAAGGUGAAGGACCCAACAGUGGAAAAUUUGCUACCAGACUUUGACUUUGAUCAUACAGUGGGCAGGAAGUUGGCAUCAACAUCUGGGACUCGGUCAGUAGUGCUAAUGGUAGUGGAUGUGGUGGAUUUUGAUGGGUCAUUUCCCAGGAAGGUUGCAAAGUUGGUCUCUAAGACAAUUGAGGAUAAUUCCGCUGCAUGGAAGCAGGGUAAGUCAGGGAACAUUCCUAGAGUGGUACUUGUAGUAACAAAGAUUGACUUAUUGCCUAACACAUUGUCACCAACAAGACUGGAACAUUGGAUUAGGCAAAGAGCAAGAGAAGGUGGAAUUAAUAAGAUUACCAGUUUGCACAUGGUGAGUGCGUUGAGGGAUUGGGGACUGAAGAAUCUUGUGGAUAAUGUAGUUGAAUUGGCUGGACCUAGAGGAAAUGUGUGGGCUGUUGGGGCACAGAAUGCAGGAAAGAGUACAUUAAUAAAUUCUAUAGGGAAGUAUAUUAGAGGGAAGAUUACACAUCUGACAGAAGCACCUGUACCAGGGACCACACUAGGCAUUGUUAGAGUGGAGGGUGUUCUUCCAAGUCAAGCAAAAUUAUUUGAUACACCUGGCCUUCUUCAUCCUUACCAGAUUACAACAAGGUUGGUGAGGGAAGAGCAAAAGCUUGUUCACAUGAGCAAGGAGUUGAAACCUAGAACAUACAGAAUUAAGGCUGGUCAUUCAAUUCACAUAGCUGGUCUAAUGAGAUUGGAUAUAGAAGAAACAUCCCUGGAUACUAUUUAUGUCACAGUGUGGGCAUCUCCUUAUCUUCCACUGCAUAUGGGUAAAAUAGAAAAUGCAAGUAAAAUGUUCCAAGAUCAUUUUGGGCGCCAGUUACAGCCACCAAUUGGAGAAGAACGAGUGCAAGAACUGGGGAAUUGGGUGAGAAGGGAAUUUCAUGUUAGUGGGCACAGUUGGGACUCAAGUUCUGUAGACAUUGCUGCUGGUGGCCUUGGUUGGUUUGCCAUUGGACUUAAAGGAGAUGCUGUAUUAGGUGUUUGGACAUAUGAAGGAGUUGAUGUUGUUCUUCGCAACUCUUUAAUACCCUAUAGAUCACACACUUUUGAAGUUGCAGGAUUUACUGUAUCCAAGAUUGUCUCCCAAUCUGACCAAGCUUUAAAUAAGUCACGUCAACGAAAUGACAAAAAGGCAAAGGAGAAUGACUCAAAAGCGCCCACCAGUUUUGUUAAAUCAUCACUAUUGACUUCUGAUGGAGGCAUCUAAUUGUGGUGUCAAUUUGGGAGAAAGAAAAAAAUAUUGCCAUUUAGUUUCUUUACAAUACAAGAGAUGAAUCAAGAAUCUAAAUUGAUAGCAUCAAGUUUACUAAAAUCUCAAGUUCAAGCAACAGAUUUUGCAAUGAUGAGGGUCAAGUGUGGCAUGGGAUAGUUUGGCAAAUAUAUCUCAUCCAAAAUUCAACCUAAACUAAGUCAUCUGGUUGUAUCUUGUUCUUUGUUAGUUUCCAUGAGAUGCCUUAAUUUUGUUUUAAUUGAAUAGUUUUUUGUUGCGUUUUCUGUUCCGUAUUUAUUUUAGACUAGCAUUGCCUCAAUGUUUAGAUCCAUCUAGGUUGCUUGAACUUGCUUAAUGAGCUGAAUAAGUUGAUAAUUCAAAUGGGUCUUGCGUGAGAAUUCAAAUUU